Molecule: messenger RNA, 1324 nt
Organism: Galendromus occidentalis (western predatory mite)
Lineage: Eukaryota; Metazoa; Arthropoda; Arachnida; Mesostigmata; Phytoseiidae
Product: RNA-binding protein NOB1
Exons: 5
Coding region: 31-1296 (421 amino acids)
Biological process (GO): ribosomal small subunit biogenesis; maturation of SSU-rRNA
Cellular component (GO): preribosome, small subunit precursor
Molecular function (GO): RNA endonuclease activity
Source: RefSeq, a predicted model, not a curated record
GGUGGCUGUUCUGAAUCUUGAGCUGGAACAAUGGCUUCGGAAAGACGAACGAAAGUAAAACAUUUGGUGGUGGAUGCAAAUGCCUUCAUCCGGAAUGUCAACCUCCAGGAGAUCGGUGAGAACAUCUAUUCUUUGCCCAAUGUCGUCGAAGAAAUCCGGGACUCAGCGACGCGACAACGUCUUCAAGUUCUACCGUACAAGUUGCGCUUGGAUCGAACGCCGACCACAGAGAGCCUCUGUGCUGUGACAGACUUCUCGAAGAAGACUGGUGACUAUCCGUCCCUGUCGGCAACCGAUCUCUCUAUCCUGGCAUUAACUCAUUUCCUCGAAAGAGAAGUUCAUGGCAACGUCGACCAUCUCAGUGUUACACCUAAACAGAACGCUCCCUUGAUAAAUCCCAAGAGAAGUGGCGAGCUCACGCUCAUCGGCGGGGUUCGGAUGCCUGUUGUCUCGAACGGGAGCGAGCUCGACAAGUUCGUGGAUCGCUCAGAGGACGUGCCCGAGACGGAGGAUGCUCGUAGAGAGGCGGAAGAGGAAUGCCUGCUGAAACGCAUUGAGAAUGUCGAUAUUGAAGACAGUGGUGCAGAAAUGGAAAACAGCUCAGAUGCCGAAGUGGACAGUGGGGAGGAAGAGGAACAUGACGACGAGGGAUGGAUCACAACAGACAACAUCCAAGAUAUUAAGAGAACCAUGGGUUUCGGUGGGAUAACGAGUCAGGAUGAGGAUAUGCCAUUGGUGGCGUGCAUCACUUCUGACUUCUCCAUGCAGAACGUCUUGAUUCAGAUGGGGUUGAAAUGUCUCUCUAUGGAUGGAAUGUGUAUCCGCCGGGCGCAGACUUACAUUCUCCGCUGCUUCGCUUGCUUCCAACGUACAUCUGAAAUGACUAGAAUCUUCUGCAAGUCCUGUGGGAACAAAGGGACCCUGAAGAAAGUUGCCGUCGAGAUCGACGAGAACGGAGAAAUGAAGAUGUUCAUCAACUUCAAGAAACCCAUAAAUCAGAGAGGAUUACGAUACAGUAUUCCGUUGUUCAGAGGCGGGAAGCACUCGAAUAAUCCGGUUCUCAACGAAUAUCAGCCCAGGCCGCAGAAUAAACUCCCGAAGAAAGCUCUGAGGAAAUUGAAUGCCCUAGAUCCGGAUUACGCGGCUCAAGACAGCCCGUUCUCGGCCAAGGAUGUUCAGAGCAGGGCAGCUAUGCUCGAUGUCCGUCAUAUCGGUGCUGUGAAGCCAGGUCUGGACAGAGAUCCCUACAUGAACCGAGUUAGAACCGGGAACAAGAAGAAAAAGAAUAGACUCUGAGUCCGACUCCGUUGAUUGUCAAGUGUAC